Molecule: messenger RNA, 1129 nt
Organism: Tribolium madens (black flour beetle)
Lineage: Eukaryota; Metazoa; Arthropoda; Insecta; Coleoptera; Tenebrionidae
Product: serine/threonine-protein phosphatase Pgam5, mitochondrial-like
Exons: 4
Coding region: 122-961 (279 amino acids)
Biological process (GO): positive regulation of mitochondrial fission
Cellular component (GO): mitochondrion
Source: RefSeq, a predicted model, not a curated record
UCAUUUUGACUCCGUCAAUUGCCGUCAAUGGUCAUAACCUCACUUUCUAAGUAGACAUUUUCCGAUAAGGUUUAUCACUUAAACUGUAAACAAACAUUGAAUUUUCUACAAUUCAUCAAAGAUGCGUCCAUUUUCGAAAGUGAAUAAGUUAUUUUUGGGCGUUUGUGUUGCGUCUGGGGCCGUUACAUACUAUUUUCUGAACGGUUCAAACAAGAAGGUUUACGCUUCUUGGACGUCGAAUUACGAGCCUUCGGCACACGCAAGAUGGGACGAUAAUUGGGACCACCGCUCACCGAAGUUUUUGUUACAUCCAAAAUAUUCCAAAGAUGAGAAUAAUAAUCAGAUUCAUAGCGAAAUUGAGGUAAAUAAAGCUAAAUCAGUUCGACAUUUAAUUUUAAUACGUCAUGGUCAAUAUAAUGUUAAUGGACAAUUUGACGAAGACCGGACUUUAACAAAAUUGGGUAAAAUUCAAGCUGAAUAUACUGGAAAAAGACUCAAAGAAUUAGGUCUACCUUACACAAAAAUAAUAAAGUCGACAAUGUCUCGUGCGCAAGAAACCGGUUCAAUUAUCUCAACUUCUCUCCCAGACGUACCCGUAAAACACUGCGAUUUGUUGCGUGAAGGGGCCCCUAUACCUCCUGAGCCUCCAAUAGGGUCGUGGAAACAAGAAAUGUAUAAGUUUUUCGUUGAUGGGGCACGAAUUGAGGCCGCUUUUCGUAGGUAUUUUCAUAGGGCUGCGCCCCAACAAAAGGAAGACUCUUAUACAGUUUUAGUGUGUCACGCUAAUGUGAUUCGGUAUUUUGUGUGCAGGGCACUGCAAUUACCGGCCGAGGCUUGGUUGAGGAUGUCUUUGAAUCAUGCUAGUAUUACUUGGAUUACAAUUACUCCAAGUGGGAGGGUGGUCUUAAGGUGCUUGGGGGAUAGCGGACAUAUGCCCCCAGAUGUCAUCACGAGUCGAUGAAUUUUUAACAAAUAAGCGCAAAAACACAUUUUUAUAUUCAUCUAAUUGUAUUUUUAAGUAUUAUUUUGUUUAGUUUAUGAGAAUUUCUUGCCAUGAUUUAAUUUUUUUGAUUUUAUAAUAUCAUCAAAUAAAAGAAUUUUAAGAGAAAUUAUAGGAUUUAAAAAGCUA